This is a messenger RNA of Cornus florida, 1053 nucleotides long. RefSeq lists its product as uncharacterized. Bases 37 to 915 code for a protein of 292 amino acids. The transcript has 5 exons. The record is from RefSeq and is a predicted model, not a curated record. Lineage: Eukaryota; Viridiplantae; Streptophyta; Magnoliopsida; Cornales; Cornaceae.
GUUAAAUUUUUUACUUUCCCAAGAAGCAAACUAAGUAUGGCCAGUGCUCUCUCCCUCAGAACCUCUCUCUUUCACACCCUCACUCUCACCACCAAACACUUCUCUGCCACUUCCUUUCCCACCAAAACCCUAUCUUUUCCUCUCAAAGCUGCAAAGAUGGAGGGAAGUGAAAUUACAGAGAAAGAGGAAGUGGGUGUCACUGAAAAGAAGAAAAUAUUUGUUGCUGGUGCCACUGGAAGCACUGGCAAGAGGAUUGUUCAGCAGCUUUUGGCCAAGGGUUUCGCUGUCAAGGCCGGUGUCCGCGACAUCGAUAAGGCGAAAACAAGCUUUUCCAUCAACAACCCAGAUCUUCAAUUUGUGAAAGCAGAUGUAACUGAGGGUUCAACAAAGCUAGCUGAAGCCAUUGGUGCUGAUUCAGAUGCUGUGAUAUGUGCCACAGGUUUUAGCCGUUCAUGGGAUUUGUUGGCUCCAUGGAAGGUUGAUAAUUUUGGCACGGUAAGCCUUGUUGAAGCAUGCAGCAAACUUGGUGUAAAUAGAUUCAUCCUCAUUAGUUCCAUUUUAGUCAAUGGGGCUGCAAUGGGGCAGUUCUUGAACCCGGCUUAUAUAAUUCUCAAUGUGUUUGGACUCGUUUUAAUAGCAAAGCUUCAAGCAGAGCAAUAUAUCAGGAGAUCUGGCAUAAACUAUACAAUCAUUAGGCCUGGUGGGUUGAAAAAUGAUCCCCCGAAAGGAAAUAUAGUCAUGGAGCCAGAGGAUACUCUGUACGAUGGAUCCAUAUCUAGAGAUCAGGUUGCCGAAGUUGCUGUUGAGGCAUUGAUUCAUCCAGAAUCGUCCUACAAAGUAGUCGAGAUAGUUGCUCGUGAUGAAGCUCCCAAGCGUUCAUUUGAGGACUUAUUUGGCUCCAUUAAGCAACGGUGAUUUUGUUUAUGAAAGUGGAAUUACAGGGUACACAGAAUUUAGUUUUUUUGUUGCUUUUAAGCAUAAGGCAAUUUUGUCUGAUAUCCACAUAAUUUAUUUAAUUUUCCUCCAUGAAAUUCGAGAAGAAAUAUACUGAGA